Messenger RNA from Gryllus bimaculatus (two-spotted cricket), 7722 nucleotides. The record is from the annotation of a GenBank genome assembly. Lineage: Eukaryota; Metazoa; Arthropoda; Insecta; Orthoptera; Gryllidae.
CAUCCUUCCAUCAGGUGUUGCUAUUUGUUUUCAUGCUUGUUAAUCAUGUAACGUUUCUGCACAUAAAAACAACUUUGUUUAAAUUGUUAUCUAUUCCUUGAAUGCAAUACAGUUGUAACUUUUGAAGUCCACCAGUAUAUUUGUUUCAAAACAUUUUAAAUCAUGGUUCAUAAUUAUUCAUUACACCCUACAAAUUCUAACUUAGAUACAAUGCGAACGGUGUACUUUGCAAAUGUUCACUUGCACCUAAAAUAUGGAAUCAUAAUCUGGAGAAAUUCCCUUCAAAAGAACUUCAGUAUCAAGUACCCGACAUGAUUCUUAUAAUCACAAGUCUUAUAAUCUUCAUCGAACAAUGUUUAUUUUUUAUUGCAUCGCAUUUUGGCACAUAUGUGGGUGCAAAGUAUUGCGAACUAUUAUUUGUCCUCUCAUAUUAAUUUCAGAUGUAAUAACGAUGUUUCGAAAUGAACGGCGGAACAAAGAAGAGACAUUUUUUUCAAUAAAAGGAUUUUUAUUAUGCCAAUGCCGUACAAGGAUUCGCUUACUAACUCCCUAAUUUUAGAUCAAGAAUUUGUAUUACGUAAGUUGCCUCUGGAUUUACACAGUGUUUGUAACUACAAACAGAAUGGAAAUAAUAAUUUGAACUUUGUUUGCAUCAGGCCUACGUACAUAUAUAAAUGGUUUAGCAAACUUUCCCUUUUCACGCUCAUUGAUAACCACGAGUCUUAAUUCUGAGAAAAAAACCACACCACAACCAUACUUUGCGACAGCUAUAAAACCAUAUCCCCGUCCCCGCCCUUUCUUUACCCCUCUCCGAUGUCCUCUCUCUCGUGUUUCAUGGAACAGGUGUAGAAAGUCAUGGAAUAAGCCUUACGUGUUUUGCUCUUAGAAGUUUUUUUCAGAUAUUUGCCCUCCAAGGUUUGUGGUUGGGGUCUUGCGCUGUUGCGCUAAUGUGUUCUGCAUCGUUUGUUGCUUCGUAACUGCUUGUUCUUGUGGAAUUGCUGAAUCGGCUGUCCGUGUUCGUGUUCCUGCUGCUCUCUCCGCUAAUUGUACGUCAGUAGACUUGCCUAUAAUGGCGAUGCUUGUGAGGUGGUUGUCUGCAUGUAUUUGCGUAUUUUUGCUGGUUUCCUGUGGAAAUGGAGUCCAGCUGUCACAUGCAGGUGAAAGUUAUUACAGAUACGAUAGUGAUUCAAGAUCCAUGUUGAGUUAUUCUGAUGUUGUAUUGAAAAAUGAAGAUAGAAGUAGCAUUUUGCGAGCUAAACGAUACCUUGCUGGAGAAUUUGAUGAUUUGAGUUUGGGAAGGAUGUCCUUAACGUCUGAUACAGGAAAUGUUCAAGACUCUGGUGGGAAAUCAUCAGGUGGAUCUAAUACCACCACUACUGUAAAUGAUACUGCAAAUGGAACUUUGGAACCUGAAGCAACAAGGAUUUCUUCAAAGCCAGUUAAUGCCAGCGAACCUAAGACUGGGGGAAAUUACAUGUCGGCUCACAAUGUUUCUUCUCCUAUAACACCAAUAGCAAAUGCCACAAAUUCCAAUCAGACUGUUGUGCCGCUUGCAUCCCCUAAUGCAACUAAUGUGAAUGUGUCAACUGUCACUACUGAAAGUGUUAUAAAUGAUAACGCUACAGUUACUGAGAAGAAUACCACAGUUAAUAUGAAUGACUCUGCACCAACAUCUACAAUACCAGGGAAAAUUAAUUCUACUGUGUCAGGGGAUGAUAUUACUAUAGCCAAUUUUGAAGAUGAUAAUGUGACUUUGACUCGUCACAAUAUUACGAGUUAUAAAAACGACAGCCAUGUUUAUUACAAUAGCACAUUUGUAUCAAGCAAUGAGAAACUUGGUAAAUAUUAUUGGAUUGAUAUGGACAGCCAUCCUCAUGCACAAACAAAUGACAUGCUUUCCCAAUCACAUCGUCGAGCUGCAACUGUGAAGUUGUCAUUUGAUUUUCCGUUCUAUGGACACACUGUGAGAAAUGUAACAAUAGCUACUGGUGGAUUUCUUUAUACUGGAGAUUAUGUCCAUUCAUGGCUGGCUGCAACCCAGUAUAUUGCUCCUUUAAUGGCCAACUUUGACACAAGUUUAUCAAAUGAAUCCUAUGUCAAGUAUAUGGAUAAUGGAACCCAGUUCACUGUACAGUGGGAUAAGGUAAAACUCCAGGACAAACAAGAUUCGGGUGUGUUUACAUUUCAAGCCACUCUGCGAAAGACUGGUGAUAUAAUUUUUGUGUAUCAGAGUGUACCAGUUGUUAUUAUUGUCAGGAGAAAAACUAUUUAUGAAUAUCACAGAAUUACGUUUGAACAGUUACCUAUAUCAAACUGGACUGUUAUAAAUUUAAUUGCAUUGCCAACAUGUUUGGAAGGAACGGAUUGUGAAAGCUGCCUGAGUCGUAAAGUUGGAUUUGAGUGCUUUUGGUGCCCUAAAACAAAAAAAUGUUCUAAUGGAAUAGACCGUAAUCGCCAAGAGUGGAUAAUGAGUGACUGUGAUAGUCAGAGCAUAAACAAUGUUUCAUCUUGCCCUGCUGUGUAUAACAUCGCUGAAGUUGAGAAAUCUACAACUACUCUCCCCAGCACUCCUGAACUUGAAAUGCAGACAGAACAAACUGUUACUGCAAUUAUCGGCCUAGUCAGUGGAGCUGGAGAAGAGGAGAAGCUCGAUACACAGCAGCCACGAUUCAUAUGUGAUAUUAAUAUAAUUAUGUCCUUGCAUAUUUAAAGUAGUCUAUGUCCGUAUGAUAUUUUCUUAGCCCUGUGUUCAUUUCUUAUGUAAAUGUUAGAUCAUAUGUUAUUAUUCAGUUUCAACUGGUUGAAUGUUUAUAUUUUUUGAUUUAUAAGAUUUUUUUCUUCAGAGGUACUGCUUUUAGAGAGUAUAAUUCCUGUCAUAGCAUGUUGUACAGGCCAAAAAAUUUUAAUUCAGAUUUCGUAAGGAAAUUUUGCAAUUUAAUUUAUUUUAGGCAGUGGAAAUUUUAAUUUUCAAUGUGGUUUUAUAUCGUAUAUAUUUUUACAUGGAGGAAUUAUUUGCUGCUCAAUCAAAUAUUGUAAAUAAUUAAGAUUUUUCAGCAUAUAUCAAAUGCUCCUUUUUUAUUAUAUAUGAGGAAUAUUUUGAUUACAUGUUAUAUGAAAAUAAGUAAAAAUGCAUACUGAAUGAAUUUUCUUUAUAGAAUUGAUCAAAUUACAAGAAUGGAUAUAUGUGCUAAUUAGUGGUGUAAAUUACGUGUUUGCAGUAUAAUAUGCAUUCUGCAAACACACUUGUGAUCAUUUAUUCCAGAACGUUAAAUGCAAAUUUUUAAAAUUUUAAAUUGUUUUCCUUGGUGCUAGGCUAAAUUUACGACAUUGUAAGAUUCUUAUAAGCAUAUUUUAUUAUGAUAAUUCUCUGAAGUCUCUUGAUGCAUUGUGAAGAAAUAUUCUGGGCAGCAUGUGCAAUAGUCCUAGAGUAUUGGCAUCUUUUAUUUGUAAUCAAUUUUUAAGUAUUUGUGGACAAUUACACUUGCAGAAUUCAGAAAAUUCUGAUAUUGCGUCAUAUAACAUUUACCUUUAUGCUUUUUACAGUAUUGUUGGGUAUGUUGAGAUAUUGUUUUUUAAAGUGCUGUGUAAUAAUAGGAAACUAAUGCUUUCAGUUCUUUUGAUGAAGAAUUGUGUGAAACUUACCUCAUAUUAUAGAUUAUAAUAUGUUGAAUGAAAUUGUUUUGAGUGAGAAUCCUAAGUAUUUAUCACAUUGUAAGAAAAUUAAAGUAUGCGCAAGUGCAUCUAUUGCUGCAGAAUAAUUCUGCCCAUUUGCAUUGUGAAUCUACAGUGUUUUUAUACAGUUUUCAUGUUAUUAUUGUAUGACAUGUUAAAAUUGUACGUAAAAUGAUGUAUUUUUUGUUGAUCGAUCUUGAGACAUGAUUUAGGGGACCAAACUUACAGACGAUAUAAUUCAAUAUUGCUCUUUAUGAUGUAGUAUAUUAAACAAAACUGGAACAAUCUUCAUGAUUGUGACCAUUUUAAUUUUCUUUUAAUUCAAUUGCUAUUGACUUCGUAAGUUUACCCUCUUAACAAGAUUUCAUUGAUAUUUAUGUGUGAAGUAUCUUCCUUGAUUUUGAAUUAUCACUUGUGUAUAUUUGAACAUUAAUAAGUCCCAAAACAUUUGUUCUCCUAAAUGAUUAAAUAGUGGAUUUCUUGUCAUUAGACUGUCCUUCAUACUAACUUGCAACUUUCUGCAUUUAAAAUCACUUGUGCACUACAAUAACAUCAGUGGAAUCAAUAGUUAUUUUUCUUCUUUUUAUUAUCUUUCACCCUGAGUGUAUUUCCUAAAACUAGUUGCAAAAAUAUGCCCAAUCAUUGAAGAAAAUGAAAAUCACUUUUGUCAUAGCUCCGCAAAAUUGUUCUACCUUAUUUAAGUUUGUUGACAAAUUGAGAUGUAUUGCAAAAGCAAUUGCAGCUAAAGAAGCAAGUUUUACGCCUGCUAUGGAGAAAAAAAAACUGUUCUGUUUUGUUUGUAUGAAAAGCAAAAUUUUAAUGAUUAGUUAUUCUUUGUAUUUCUAUGGUAUUUAAAUUUCAUUUUCAAAGUAAAUAAUUUUGAAUUAGGAAAAUAAUUGGUAAACUGUGGUAGUAUCACGAGUAGAUCUGAAAUUUGUGGUUGUGAUAAAAAUUAAUGUGAAGAGGUUGUGUUAAUGUGUUCAAGUAAUUAUCACAUUCAUAAUUAAAGUUUGUAUUUAUUAUAAAUUAAAAUUUAUAUAACUUUUAUCAAAUGUAUUUCAGUGUACUAGAACCAUUUGGUUGUAAUCGACACACUUGUGGUAUCUGAGGCAAUGUGCAAGGUCUCUGUUUUCCUGAAAGUUGACUAACUUGUGAAUUCAUAUAUUUUCAUGGUAAGUUUUUGAUAGAGGAGAACCUUUCCAUUUAUUGUAUUAAUUUCAAAAUGUGCAUUGAUCUUGGAAUAUCAACUUGUAGGUAUUUUCUGCACAUAGUUUCUUGAGCCUUCAGAUCACUAGGCAUGAGAGAUGGGGUUUGGUUAUUUUGACAUUACUAUUAUAUCAAAUAUGUAGCUGGCCUUUAUUUUCAAAAUAGUUUCUAUUAUACAAGAGGAACCAAAUUUUGCGAUCAACACCCAUCACUAACAUUUAUUCUUAAUUCAACUAAUGUUAGUUAAGGAGUUGGGUACGUAUUCCGGGGCUCAAGAAAAUGUAUGUGUAUAAAAUUCAUGAAUUUCAAGACCGUCUUCACUUUUUAGGUAUUGAAGAACAGUAUUCUUUUCAUUUGUGCCAUGAUUUGUUUUCAUGUUUUACUAUUUCUUGCUGAACUUCAUGGAUGUGAUAUAUUGAGCUCUUUCAUUUUUUAUAUCAAAAUAGUUUCCUGGAUGUUUUGAGCUCAAACUGUUCAAAUAAAAUUCAACUGUUCGGUAGUUGGCACACCUGCUUCAAGUAAAAAUAUUAUCUCAGCCUUAUUAACUAACCUAUAACUCUGCCUAAAAACGUCCUUACUACAUCACUGGUGAAAAUUAAUGCUCGUAAUUUUUUCAGUCGGAUGAAAACAUGAGUUUUUGAAGAAAUUUGUCCCAAGCUCUAUCACAGAAAAUUUGAUUUUUCUCUAUGGUUGUGUGCAGAUAAUUAGGCGCUAAUACAAUUGUGAAGUAUUAUGUAGUGUAUUCUAAGUCAUGAUUUUGAAAAUACUCAUGUUUUCAAUAUUAUGACGUGAUUUCGAUUGCCAUGGAAAUUUAUUUUUAUAUACGUGAACUUUUGAAUAUUUUUUUUCCUUAUUUUACCCCCGUGAUAUACUCAACUGGAGUGUAUUUUGCCAACCUUACCUUGCAGUAAAUUUGUUAUUUUGUUUUGUUUUCUUGUUAUUAUCAGGGAGCACAGAUCAUGAAGUAAUUUGACUUCAUUGUUGUGCUCAGACCUUUUUUCCCUUCCAGUAUUGUUAUUGCAAGGUGGGCAUUUCUCAUUAUUAAAAACCUUAAUAAUUUGUCUUCUUGAAUAUGAUGAACUGUCUUUAUUUUAUUUAAAGAUGUUUUUUAAACUUGUAUUUUUAGAUUUUUUAAAGUAUUUUUUAAACUAUUAAAUUACAAUUUUAGUUUUUUUAAUGUUCUUCAAAAUGUAAUUUUUGUAAAACUGGUUCUUUAUCAUGUUAUUAAACUAUCAGUGAACUAAGAUAACUUCUUCUCUACAUUUCCUAUUUUGUGGUAUGCAAAUAGAUGUAUCAGAGGUGCACAAUUCAUAAUUUUUGGCUAAAAUGAAAUGUUCAGAAAAGUGUUUUACUAGUAAAAAUUUUAAAGGGAUGACAUGCAGAUGGAUUUACUAGACAACUGGUAUAACAGUGAUUUUUAAUAAGAAAGGGAAGUAGUCUGUUCACCUUUUUCCUGCAAAUGAAAAUUUUUUAGAUGUUACUCUUCUUGUGCACCAAUGAUAAAACUGAAAGCUUUGUCAGAAUAUCAGUGGAAUCUCCCAAGUGAUUUGCUAUUUCUUAUAAUUAAGGAUUUGCUUAUAAUGUAUGUAUUAUAUAUUAAUAUAUGUAUGUAAUUAAUGGAGUCUAAAGGGUGAAAUUUUUUUGAAGAAAAAUGGAACUUCCAUUUUUGAAGGAAAUGUAAUAGUUGCUUCUCAGCAUACCUUCCUUUAUGCUUACUUUGUGUGUUAUGCUUUUUUCUUUAGAGCCUUUGCUAAUCUUUUUCUUGGGCUUCCAUUGAUGGUAUACUCGCAUGUGAAAGAUGAAUAUGCUUUUAACUGCACUUUUCCAGAGACAAUAAUAGGCAUUUUAUUGUUGUUGUAUAGUAGUCUGUUAUUGAAGUUACAAAGGCACUUCAUGAUGACUUGGAAGCUUGCUUAUGAUUUUGUAAAUUUACUUCUGAAAUAUUUUCAGAUGACUUAAAAAAUUGAUAUUCGUUUCAGAUAUGCAUUUUGAAAUUCUGUUAAGUGUAGAGAAAAGAUGUUCCAAGGGCACAGCAAAGCAAAGAUGUGAUAUAACUAUGCAGUGUAUUUACAGACAAUUGUUUGUGAAAUCCUACAUUGGAUUGCCAAUUUCUCGUUGUAUAUUCAAUAUAUAAGUAGACAUAAGAUAUUAAUAUCUAAUUCAAGGGUAUUGUAAAAUAUGUUUUUGUGCUUCAUUUUUGUAAUGUUAUAUAGAGUAUGUCUUGUGAAUAAAAUGCAUGGAAUAUUUGCCUCGAAUUACAUGGUCCAUAAUUCUUUCAAAAUGCAUUUCUAUUCUACUAUUCUGACUUGUGUUCCAAUUUUACUUGCAGCAGUAACAUGUUGGCAAUAAUGAAAUAUUACCAAAAAAUUAUAAUAAUUGUAAGAAAUUCUUCCUUACUUGAUCCUUAAGAAAAAAUAUAAACUUCUUUUUCCUGAAAAUGUAUUACAAAAUAGCCUUAUGUAUAUAUUAGUAUUGUAAGGGCUUGUUGGUUUGGAAGUGGAGAAAGUUAAUUGAAAACCAUUUCAAAUUUUGUUACACGUGUGAUUUUUUUAUUGCAUGUUUCUUGCAAGUUUUAUUUGAAACACAAAUAAAAUCAGGAUUUGUUAUGAAAAGCAGGUACAUGUAAAAGCAUUCUUGCUAGUUACCAUUUUGAAACAAUUGACAGAAGGAAUUGAUCAUCUGAUCGAGACACUUUGAGAAUGAUAAAAAUUUGAUUUAUGACAGUUAUUGAGAUAUCAAAAAAAUUUGUGAAGUAUGUUGUUCCUAUGUUAAUAUGUAUGAGAAUUAGUUUAUUGAAAUGUAAAAGUAUGCAAAUAUGAAUAAAUUUGCCAUUAAAUCUACCGU